AAAACAGCUAGAUAGGGAGAUAAUGUAUAUCAUAUAUACCUAAUAUCAUCAGAAUGGUUUGAUAUUAUCGUUUAUGCGCGGUGUGAUGUCAACCAGGUGAAAGCGGAAGUGCUCGGCGGGGAACGCUCUUUCGCCAUCGUCCUGUUUUGAUCUAUUCGUGGCCCUGACCAAGCGGAAGUGAAAAGCAGUCGCAGGGCAGUCGCAGGGCAGUCGCGGUUCUGGUCGUCUUGUGCGCUUUCACUCGUUUGCGGCGCGCCAGGAUUCAACCCGCGGCCCCUCCGCCGUUGCUGAAAUUCACGCAGGGACCGGAUGGAGCCACGGGACAGGGACGAGAUGCGGGGGCCGGUGCUCCACAUCGUGGUCGUCGCCUUCCACCACAAGAAGGGCUGCCAGGUGGAGUUUUCGUACCCACCGCUGAUGGCGCACGAGGGCCACGACGGCAACAUGCUCCCCGACGAGUGGAAGUACCUCCCUUUCCUCGCGCUUCCCGACGGAGCUCACAACUACCAGGAAGACACCAUCUACUUCCACCUGCCCCCCCUCAGCGCGGACGGCAAGUGCGUCUACGGCGUGUCGUGCUACCGGCAGAUCGAGGCCAAGGCGCUGAAGGUCCGCCAGGCCGACGUCACCCGGGAAACGGUUCAGAAGAGCGUCUGCGUGCUCAGCCGGGUGCCUCUCUUCGGUCUUCUGCAAGCCAAACUGGAGCUGAUCACGCACGCUUACUUCGAGGAGAAAGACUUCUCCCAGAUCUCCAUCUUGAAGGAGCUCUACGAGCACAUGAACAGCUCCCUGAGGGGCUCCGCCCUGGACGGCUCGCAGGUCUUCCUCGGGUUGUCGCCGCGAGAUCUCAUCCUGCACUUCAAACACAAGGUUGUCGUCCUCUUCAAGCUCAUCCUGCUGGAGAAGAAGGUGCUCUUCUACGUGUCGCCCGUCAGCAGACUUGUGGGGACGCUGAUGACCGUCCUGUCGUUGUUCCCCGGGAUGAUGGAGCACGGCCUGGUGGACUCGUCCCACUACCGGCCCAAGAGCAGCGUGUCCGAGGAGUCCAACAGGCCGGCGAGCGUCUCGGGGGCCGAGGAGUUCGUGUCCGUGUCGCCCACGGAGGCCGGCGGGGAGGGCGACGUCGCCUCGCCGGCCUCCGGUAACGGCGGCGACAGGGGGGACCCUCACCUCAAGCCGCCCUCCCGCACGUCCCCCGAGUCUUCGGAGAGCGACUGGGAGACGCUGGACCCCUGCGUGCUGGACGAGGCGCCCAAGGAGGGGGCGGAGGGCGAGGGGCCGGGAACCGAGGCCACGGCGCCCAUCACGGUGCAGCCCCUCGGGGGGCAGGGCGGCGUCGCCCAGGGGCUGCUGUCGGGUCUGGAGGAGGACCAGUACGGCAUGCCGCUCGCCAUCUUCACCAAAGGUUACCUGUGUCUUCCAUACAUGGCGCUGCAGCAGCACCACCUUCUGUCGGACGUGUCGGUGCGCGGCUUCGUCGCCGGGGCCACCAACAUUUUGUUCCGCCAGCAGAGGCACCUGAGCGACGCCGUCGUGGAGGUGGACGAGGCCAACGUCCAAAUCCACGACAACGAGCUGCGCAAAGUUCUGGGCCUGACCACGGCCGACCUGCGCUUCGCCGACUACCUCCUCAAACACGUGACGGAGAACCGCGACGACGUCUUCCUGGACGGGACGGGCUGGGAGGGCGGCGACGAGUGGAUCCGGGCGCAGUUUGCGCUCUACCUCCACGCCCUGCUGGCGUCCUGCCUGCAGGAAGACAACGAGAGGCUGCUGGCGGAUUACGGCGCCGCCUUCAUCGGCGCAUGGAAGGUCACGCACAACUACCGGCUGUGGCACAGCAACAAGCACGCCGCCAUGGCUGCCGUCACGCCGGGACAUCCUUGCCAGGGCCAGUACAGCGUCGCCGACGUCAAACUGCGCCUGUCACACUCGGUGCACAACAGCGAGCGAGGCAAAAAGAUCGGCAACGCCAUGAUGACCACCAGCAGGAGCGUGGUCCAGACCGGCAAGGCCGUCGGUCAGUCAGUGGGCGGAGCCUUAACCAGCGCCAAGUCCGUCAUGUCGUCCUGGUUCUCCACUCUGGCGCAGCCCGCCGCCGCGUCCCAGCCGGACGCUCCCGCGGGCCAGUCCGAACCCUGAGCCCCCGCCGCCCCGACCCGUUGACAGGAAGGCGGCGCCGACGUGACCGCGCUGCCCACAUCACUGCCGUUUUGGAUCGCUGGACUACUUCCUGUAACGCACGCCGUCGCUUCCACGCCAUCCGUGUUUGCCGCGGUUGCCUUGGUAACGGGCUGGUUGUUACGGUAACUGGACAGCCGUCUCCCUCAACCCUGCUGCAUGGUCAACACUAAAUGGGGAAAGUUGACAUUUUAAAAAUAUAAUUUAUACUUUAACAAAUGUGGAACGAUGCUCGUGUGGACUUUUAUCAAAUUAGCUCAGCAUUCACAAUUUUAGAUGUCAAGAUUUACAAACAAUUUAUUCAUUUCACGAUUUUUAUCAGUCAGGAAUAUAUUUGUAUGUAAACCGGCCUUUUAUAAAAUCGGUUAUCCUUACAAACGAGUGGCGGCCGACGGGUAGAUCGAUCGUUCACAUUUGUGAAUUUUAUUUUGAAGACUGCUGGGGUGGGACACGGGGGGGGGGGGGGUGAGGGAGGGCAUAAUGGCGUUACCUGAUCAUCUACAUUGUUAUGACGAGAAUCCUCGCGGAAUUCGGCCGCCUCCUCAAAACUGACAAGUUUCACUUGAUCAUCUAGUUUGGCUUUUUUUUUUUUUUUAAUAUCGAAUUGAUUUUGUUCACAAAUCAAAUCUGUUCCCGUUUUGUCUGGACACUGGAGGAAAAAGUCCGAAAGUCUGUCAUUUUUUUUUUUUUUGCCGUGUAAUGAAAUAAUGUCAUUUAACCGGCGGACGUAUGUACAUGUGUCAUUUAUGGAAUGUUUUCCCCCCGUUUGGGUUGUUCUUAUUUAUACUUAAUUGUAUGUAAAAAGUCAAGCUGCUUUUUUUUUUUUUUAAUAUCCUGAUUACAUAUUUUAUUUUGUAAUUUUAAAAAAGUGUAUUCCGAUCCACAGAAUAUUUUCUUGACAGAUGCUCGUAUUGUAAAAAUAUGUUAAAACUAUAUUGCUGCAUUAAAAAGAAAUGAUACCACAGCCUUUUGUCUUCUCGAGCUAAAUCUUAAAAGUUUUCCUUCUUAAAAUGAGGAAUUUUUUUUUUUUUUUGGUAUGCUUUUUAAUAAAUUAACGAUCAUUGAGAAUACAGUGCCAAAGGAAUACAAUGCAGCCAAACAUGCUCAGAACAUUUUCCAUGAAACACCUGUGCUCAUGAGUUUUAAGGCCCCCCCUCACACACACACACCCCCCCACCCCGCCCGACUACUGCUAGUGGUUGCCGGGGGCCACCCCCGGCCAGGCCCGCGCGCUCGAUUCCCUUCCUCCGGGAAAAAAAACCAAAAAAAAAAAACGUUAGCAGACGAAAGGACCGACUUCUAGCCACAGUCGCGCUACAGUAAUUUCUGAUAUUAAAUAAAAAAACAAACAAAAAGAAAACCUAAUAAUACAAAAUAGACCUGGUUAUCACCCCCCCCACACACACACACACUAACAUUUUAAACAUAUGAAAAAUAGAUAUUUUAUCAUAUAUAUAUAUAAUAUAUAGUUCAGCAGCUUGGAAAUGAGAAAUGCUGAUUUUGUACGUGUGAGAAAGUGAGAGAAAGAGAGAAAAGAGAGAGAAAAAAGAGAGAGAUCAGCGUAGCGUGAGGCAUAGACUUGACGGUUGUGUGGAAGGCCCCGGGUGCAGCGGGCGAGCGACCGGACCCGCAGUCGCCCUUGCCGCCCCACCCCAAAAGAACCCCCCCCCCCAAAAAAAAAAAAUA
Syngnathoides biaculeatus (alligator pipefish) is the source of this 3867-nucleotide messenger RNA. It is a transcript of the gene avl9, whose product is annotated as AVL9 homolog (S. cerevisiase). Bases 310 to 2142 code for a protein of 610 amino acids. Gene Ontology annotation, cellular component: cytoplasm. The transcript has 16 exons. The record is from RefSeq and is a predicted model, not a curated record. NCBI's taxonomy places the organism in Eukaryota, Metazoa, Chordata, Actinopteri, Syngnathiformes, Syngnathidae.